AUGGAUCAGCAAAGCGGAAUAUCUCAAUUGCUUGAAUAUUUGAAUAAAAGAGAUGAGUGUCCAACCUCGAACGAUUACAAUGGGGAAAACUUUGGUGCUCGUAUAUCGUCCAUCUUUGUGAUUAUGGCAACCUCGGCGAUUGGUACAUUUUUUCCCUUGUUAUCAUCAAAAUAUUCAUUUAUAAGAUUGCCUUGGUGGUGCUUUUUUGGUGCCAAAUAUUUCGGUAGCGGUGUUAUUGUGGCUACUGCAUUUGUGCAUUUAUUAGAACCUGCAUCGGAUUCCUUAACUGCUGAGUGCUUGACUGGUCCAAUUACCGAGUACCCGUGGGCUUUUGGUAUUUGUCUAAUGACUUUAUUUUUGUUGUUCUUUUUCGAAUUGGUUGCUUAUCGUAUCAUUGACAGAAAGAUCGAGUCAUUUGGUCAAGAUGGAGAAGAGGAAAUUGGAGGACAUUCUCACUCCCACUUUGGCGAUGAGUCAAUGUAUGUUAAAAGGGGUACUGAGAAGAGAAAGGACAAAAAUGAGCAAGAGGAAGUUGAAGUUGAAGAGGAAGAUAAGGAUGAGAAAUACGAAACAGUUUCUGAGCAUCCAAUUACUGCCAAAAGUAAUGAUAAUCCAUAUCCAAACCAUUUCCAACAUGCUUUUGAACAUCAAGAUCCGGAAGUCGUAGGAACACCAGUGAAUGAUCACAGUAGAGAGCAAUACUAUGGACAAUUAUUAAACGUGUUUGUAUUGGAAUUUGGUAUUAUUUUUCACUCGGUUUUCAUUGGUUUGUCAUUGGCUGUAGCUGGUGAUGAGUUCAAAAGUCUUUAUAUUGUUCUUGUUUUCCACCAAAUGUUUGAAGGUUUGGGUUUAGGUACAAGAAUUGCGGCAACAAAUUGGGAAUCGAAAAAGUAUACUCCGUGGCUUUUGGCUUUGGCAUACACCGUAUGUACUCCCAUUGCAAUAGCAAUCGGCUUGGGUGUUAGGCACUCCUACCCACCAGGUUCAAGAAAAGCAUUGAUUACAAACGGAGUCUUUGAUUCUAUUUCUGCUGGUAUUUUGAUAUACACAGGUCUUGUUGAAUUAAUGGCCCAUGAGUUUUUGUAUAGCGGCGAAUUUAAAGGACCUUCAGGUUUCAAGAAAAUGAUGAUUGCUUAUUUUAUCAUGUGCUGGGGUGCCGGAUUAAUGGCAUUAUUAGGUAAAUGGGCCUGA
Messenger RNA from Lodderomyces oxycetoniae, 1191 nucleotides. It is a transcript of the gene ZRT2, whose product is annotated as low-affinity Zn(2+) transporter. Gene Ontology annotation, cellular component: plasma membrane. The coding region runs from base 1 to 1191 and encodes 396 amino acids. Gene Ontology annotation, biological process: zinc ion import across plasma membrane. The record is from RefSeq and is a predicted model, not a curated record. NCBI's taxonomy places the organism in Eukaryota, Fungi, Ascomycota, Pichiomycetes, Serinales, Debaryomycetaceae. The transcript has a single exon. Gene Ontology annotation, molecular function: low-affinity zinc ion transmembrane transporter activity.